This is a messenger RNA of Necator americanus (New World hookworm), 615 nucleotides long. RefSeq lists its product as uncharacterized. NCBI's taxonomy places the organism in Eukaryota, Metazoa, Nematoda, Chromadorea, Rhabditida, Ancylostomatidae. The transcript has 3 exons. Bases 1 to 615 code for a protein of 204 amino acids. The record is from RefSeq and is a predicted model, not a curated record.
AUGACGAUCUGUGUUUAUAAUGUACGUACGCUCGGACCGGAAGCGGCCAUCGAAGAUCUGAUGAUGCAAGCCAGGAAAAUUAAGUACGACGCCAUCAGAGCGACCGAGACGAGACGAUGCCACCCUCUCAAAGCCUCCGAAACUGGAGAAGAACUGCUCCCAGGAACAUGGGACAGUAGAGGUGUUGGUGGAGUUAGCGUCCUCGUCAACACGACUCCAACAUCAAGCUACGAAGAAAAAGAAGUCGAAGCUUUCUAUAUGGAUCUAGAGAAGUUCUACCGUGAAGAUCAUGCCUUCUACAACGUCAUAAUUGGUGAUUUUAAUGUCACAAUUGGCCCAAGAAGGAGGCUUGAACAACUUCACAUCGGGACCCACGGCCCACAAUGGAAUGAACAGGGGGAGCUCUCCGAGUUUGUCAUGACGACUAAGACCACAAUUCGAACUAGCAAUUCCAGAACCGUUCCUCUCUACGCUGGAGAGGAUUCCGCAAUGGACAGCAUCGACGGGGAGUAUGACCGGGUUGUUGAACACCUUCAAGACUGCACGAGGAAGGCUGCGAGUUGUAAAACUACCAAGACACGCCCGUCUCUUGAAACUCUUGAGGCGAUAAGCUAG